Cuscuta campestris is the source of this 1891-nucleotide messenger RNA. The record is from the annotation of a GenBank genome assembly. NCBI's taxonomy places the organism in Eukaryota, Viridiplantae, Streptophyta, Magnoliopsida, Solanales, Convolvulaceae.
CUUUAAUUGAAUGCCUUUUUAGCACUUAAAUUCUUCCAACACCUUCUAGUUUUUCCAAUAUCCAACUCUAAAAUUUCAAUCCAAAAGAACAGAGUCUUAGUGGGAUAAGACUAUACAAAUAAAGGGUAAUAUAUGAUUAAAAUUUGUCCAUUUUGGCUUGAAAAAAUCAAAGUACAUGGACACAUUGGCAUGGAUGAAGUAUAAUUUCAUAUGCUACAAUUUAAAUCAUCAAUAGUCACCUUACACCCUGGUCUCCAGGUUUGAACACAUAAACAGAUUCAACCGGCACUCUAAAUUUUGGUUGAGCACUCAGAUUGGCGAUUGAUCCAUCAUAUACAUAAUUUCUCUACACUAAUUUUGAGAUCUGAAUGUACCAGAUCAACACAAGAAGAUGCCAAUCGAAAUGGGCGGCUGCAAUUGGGAUACGGUUUAGUUCGGGGCUUUCUAUGACGACUUAAGCAAAGUCAUGAAAGCAAAACCACUUAUAAAAGUACAUUACGUCUCAGGCGUAUACAUUUUUCGGGAAAUUCAAUGGAAGUUCAGGCAAAGCAUAACCCGAAAUCGGUAUAGCAAACUUAGCUUCAACGAGCAAGACUAGUGGAGGGAUACAAAGCUGAAAAGGGAUGGGUGGUUGCUUCUGUAGACUUCGUUUGGAUUUUGGGGUUCAAAAUAAGAAAAGUUGCUUCUCCUAACAACAUGGUUGCGUCUCUUUUGUUUCAAUCUCUUUGCUUUUCCAUUGGGAACCUAACAACUUUUCUUUCUUCUAAAAAAAUCUGCGAGUAAUUUUUAAUUAACCUUUGACACUUUGGAUUACGAUGUUUGACCAAAAUUAUUUCUAAUUUGAUUACUAUCAAAACCAUAUUGCCUUCUUGGUACAAGGAACUUAAGGAAAUUGUCCAGUUUGGGGUCCUUCUGAAUAUUGAUCAACAAGUCAAGCUGAUUGAGCCUUUUAACUCAGACUAAAAGGUGUACUUCCUUAUAUUGUUGAUAGCAAUCAAGGGGCCUUUGUGGAGGGGAGGAAACUUCUACACAAUGUGUUACUGGGUCAAGAAAUUGACAGAAAACUGGACACACACUGGCCAAAAAAUCAAACUUGACAUGAGUCACCGAAGAACAACAUUUCACUGCACUGUUGCUCACCUGCGGUUAGGUGAUUACCAACACUGUGUCAGACAUCGAUUACAACUCGUGGUCACCGAAGAACAACAACUCACUGCACUAUUGCUCACCUAUGGUUAGGUGAUUUCCAACGAUUUGCCGCACAACGAUUACAACUUGGGAAUCAGAAGAGGCUUACCAGAUCGCUCAUAAUUCCUCAAUAAUCGGCCUUCAAUUCAGCAAGAGUAGCAACGAAUUUGGAAGAGAUGGUGACCAAAGGAGAUGAGCGAUUGGAAGAAGAUGAAGAAGACGCCCGAUUGGAAAAAGAUGAAGAAGAGAUGGCGACAAGAGGAGACGAUCGACUGGAAGAAGAUGAAGAAGAUUGGCGACCAGAGGAGAAGAUCCAUGGAGUUGUCAAAAUCUUUACUUUUCUGAAGCCCUCCAGUAACCAAAAACAUAAGCAUUUCACCCAUGUCGCUCUGCUUCAGCGGAAAAUGGCGAAGGGAACAAAGGAUAAAUCUUCCUCUGGUUCUCAACCCACUCCAUCUCCUACUUCUCCAGAGACCAACGUCGUCAUCCUUAGGAUGGCCAAGAAAUACAUGGGCACAUCCUACUGGAAUGCCCAGGCCUUAGUUAGCCCUUAUAUGGGAGAAAAACGGUUCCAUCAGGGCCUUGGACAAGUCUGGGCUUCCCAUGCCCAACUCAAAGUGGCCCAAGAGUGGAACAAGGCCCCCCUUCAAUCCCAGGAAGAAAUUGACUGCCUUUGAGAGCUGAAUAAAAAGUUGACUUGAGG